UCUAAACUGUUUAAUCAAAAUUUACAAGACGAAGAAGAAACGAGAAAACGAGCUGACCGUUGUGUGGCCCUUCGGGAAACAAUACCCAAUUCACUCUUCCUCCAUUAACAAUUCCCAAUUCCUUUAAUUUUCAAAUUCUCUUUGGAGCAUUCAAUCAAACACUUUCAUCGUUUUCCAUUUAUUUUUCAAUUGCUAUAAAUAUGUACCUUUGAUUCAAGCUGCUUUACCACCUCUUGGACUCCCAAGAUCUUCUUCUUCUUCUUCAGUCCUUCCCUAAUUUGUCUGAUAAUGUCCCCUCAUUCAUGGUUGCGAAUUCAGGACAUGCUGUGUUUUUCAGCAUCAGGACUAUUUCAGCAGUUAAAGGGUAUGGAAGCUGAAAAAGGGGAAAAUAUACAUCAAACUGGGAAGAAAGUUGCAAUCUGUGCAGAAUCUAGCAAAUCUUGUUUUCCUAAGAGGGAUACAGGGUCAGAACUCAUUGCAUCAUUGAAGUUCAAGAAAGGCAGCAAUAUAUCCAAGAGUGAAAAGCUUAAAUCUAAUUCUAAAUCAAAAUCUAAAUCUCAUGUGAAGUUAAUCAAUUCAAACAUGAUAAAAAAGAAAGUGACUGAGUCUCAAAGCAAGGGAACGGGGAAUGACUCUGGAAGCAAAAAAUCAAUUAGUAGAAAACCUCUGCAUAAAAAACUAGAUAAGAACUCAUCCAGGAAGCUGGCAUCUUUGAAGCUUCAAGGUAAAAAUCCCUCCCCUGUUAAUUCUAAGGGGCAUGGUAAAGUAAUUAAUGGUGAUGUUGAAACAAAAAACCAAAGAAAGAGGAAAAAGAAGAGGACAAAGGAGAAGGUGGAGCUAGAUGAAGCUUCACGCUUGCAGAGGAGAACAAGGUACUUGUUGAUUAAAAUGAAGCUGGAGCAGAACCUCAUUGAUGCUUACUCUGGUGAAGGUUGGAAAGGUCAGAGCCGAGAAAAGAUAAGGCCCGAGAGGGAACUGCUGCGUGCAAAGAAGCAGAUACUAAAGUGUAAACUUGGAAUUCGUGAAGCUAUUCGGCAGCUUGAUUCUCUGAGUUCAGUCGGAUCUAUUGAAGGUUCUGUCAUUGCUUCAGAUGGAUCUGUUCACCAUGAACAUAUUAUCUGUGCAAAGUGCAAGUUACGAGAAGCCUUCCCAGAUAAUGACAUUGUACUUUGUGAUGGCACAUGUAAUUGUGCAUUCCACCAAAAAUGCCUUGAUCCGCCAUUGGACACUGAAUGCAUUCCUCCAGGAGAUCAGGGCUGGUUUUGCAGAUUUUGUGAAUGUAAGAUGGAAAUAAUAGAGGCAAUGAAUGCUCAUAUCGGGACCUGCUUCUCUAUUGACAGCAAUUGGCAGGAUAUUUUCAAAGAAGAAGCUGCUUUCCCUGAUGGUGGGAGUGCAUUGUUAAAUCAAGAACAAGAUUGGCCUUCAGAUGAUUCUGAAGAUGAUGAUUAUAAUCCAGAAAGGAGGGAGAACAGCAGCAGCAUCAGUGGGGUGGGAACUGAUGAUGAUGCAAGCAGUUCAACCAGCCUGAGCUGGUCUUCAGAUGGUGAAACUUUUUCCAAAUCCAUGAGGUGGGAGAUGGAGGGCAAUGACUAUAAGCAGUACUCAAGUGAUAGUAGUAUAGGUUCUGAUGAAAACAGUGAUGGGGAAAUUAUCUGUGGCCGUCGGCAGCGAAGGACAGUCGACUAUAAGAAGUUGUAUGAUGAAAUGUUCGGAAAGGAUGCGUUGGCAUAUGAGCAAGUUAGUGAAGAUGAAGACUGGGGUCCUGCAAAGAGAAGACGGAGGGAAAAGGAGUCAGAUGCAGUGAACACCCUUAUGACUUUGUAUGGAAGUGAGGAAAAAUGCCCAAAUGUUAAAGCCAUAGAAGUGCAGGAGAAACAUUUUUCUGAUGCUAAAGUUAGAAGGCCAUUCUUCAGAAUUCCUCCCAAUGCAGUUGAGAAGCUUCGCCAAGUGUUUGCUGAGAACGAACUUCCCUCUAGAACUAUCAAGGACAAUCUUUCCAAAGAGUUGGGUCUUGAACCUGAGAAGGUUAACAAAUGGUUUAAAAAUGCGAGAUAUAUUGCACUUAAAACAAGAAAGGUCGAGGGAGGAAAACACCUUCAUAAUGCUCCUAAAAUCUCCAAGGAACCCAGGUUGGAGGAUUCCUUAAAAAAGAAAGUGUUAUGUACACCUAAGAAUGUGAAAAAAUAUGAGCAGGGAAAGGAUUCAAAAUUGCCAGGCAGCGGCCUGAAGAAAAAUCAACGCAAAAAACCAUCAGAAUCUCCGGCAAAUAGCAAUCAGGCAAGUGUUGAGUUGAGUGACGAUGUGAGCUUAAGGAAGCUUCUUAAAGCAAAAACCAAGAGGGACAAGAGAAAGGUCAAUUUUAUGACUGGCAGCGGAUUACAAGCAGCCGAAGCAGAGAUGGAAAGACUUUGUAAGGUGAAGGAUAGACUAGAAAAUUUGAAACAGAAAUUAUCUAGAGUUCAAAAUAGAAAUGUUAGGAAAUCAAGUAAAAGCGAUGUACAUGAUGAGUUAGUGAUUUAUGUUCCAAUAGUAGAACUAAGGGAAAAAGUUUGAUGUUGAAUAUAUUCAUUAUUUGCAAAGCAUUUUUCUACAGUUUUGAAGGUGGUAAUUUCAAUGUAGCUUCUUUUCA
This is a messenger RNA of Mangifera indica (mango), 2629 nucleotides long. Its product is annotated as pathogenesis-related homeodomain protein. Gene Ontology annotation, biological process: chromatin organization; regulation of DNA-templated transcription. NCBI's taxonomy places the organism in Eukaryota, Viridiplantae, Streptophyta, Magnoliopsida, Sapindales, Anacardiaceae. Gene Ontology annotation, cellular component: nucleus. The record is from RefSeq and is a predicted model, not a curated record. The transcript is spliced from 12 exons. Gene Ontology annotation, molecular function: chromatin binding; DNA binding. The coding region runs from base 289 to 2553 and encodes 754 amino acids.